This is a messenger RNA of Pseudomassariella vexata, 303 nucleotides long. RefSeq lists its product as uncharacterized. The record is from RefSeq and is a predicted model, not a curated record. The transcript has a single exon. The coding region runs from base 1 to 303 and encodes 100 amino acids. NCBI's taxonomy places the organism in Eukaryota, Fungi, Ascomycota, Sordariomycetes, Amphisphaeriales, Pseudomassariaceae.
AUGGGAACUACCAAUACCACCUCAAACCGCAGAGCCCCUUCCCGCUUCCCCAACCCAACCUCCACAACAUCCUACUGGCGGACCCAACUCCACCCCCUCAACGAUUUCCGCUCCAGCAACACCGUAACCGAAGUCGUCGACGUGGCCAUAAUCGGCGCUGGCCUAUCCGGAGCCUGCACCGCCUACCACCUGCUAACCCCAAACCCAUCAUCAGGCUCAGCUCCCGCUUCUUCUACUCCAAUCAUAGCCAUCUUCGAAGCGCGACAGGCCGCAAUGGCGGCCAUACCAAGCAAUCACCCCUAG